AUGCCAAGACAUCCUACCAAGGAAAUGCGCGGAAUGAGUAGCACUUUAAACCCGAGAGAAGAUAUGAACGAUAGCAAAGCCACUCUGCACGUGCCCUUAGAGGCAGAUACAUCGGCAACCGCCGACAUCCAACCAGCACCAAUCACAGUGGUCCGCCACGUUGGGAGUCUAAUCACGGAGCCCGUCACAACCGGGGAAAACGACUCGCUCCGUGAAAAUAUGACCGAACUGGGCUUGGACUCGGACAGCUUCGCCAGUGUUUUCCAGCGCGGCUUCGAGCAGAUAGCAUCAUGGUACCCAUUUCCAAAUGAGACCCUGACGGAUCUCAAACAGAACCAUCCUCUGCUCUUUGCUGUGUGUCUUCUAGCAGGUAUCCGCGCAACGGCUGAUCUAAACCGCACCAAUUUGCACAUAACCCUUCAUACAUUGGUCAAGACCCACUUAGGCAUGAAGACGCUAGAUACGCCCAUUGAUAUCUCCACCAUACACGCCAUGCUUCUCUUCAGUGCCUGGAGUUUUGGGCCUCUCGUGCCAGGUGGUAGGUAUAUUGAUAGCUGGUUGAUGAGCAGCACGACUAUCACCCACUGCAUGCUCAGCUUUCCUCUUUCUCGACUUGUCUCCCAAGUUGGGGUUUACGAUGAUUCGAAUCGGAACAUGUGCAGAAUGUGGAUUCAGGCAUCGCUGGUGCAUCUGAAAUACGCAAUUGGCACCGGUCGGCCAUCAGUAGUUUCAUGCGACCGUCUUCACCAGUGGACCGAGAUUGUCAAAUAUCCCGGGUUUCAAACGUUCGACCGCAUCAUUGCCGCAGAGCUCAAACUCUACAUCCACCUGUACGAAGCCAUUUAUCAUAAUGUCAGUUCGGUCCCGGAGGCCUGGGAGAAUGUCAACACAUGGGGACGCACGUAUUUUGGGGAAAGCAAUGUACUCAGAUGGGCGCACUGUUGCGCGUCCUUAAUUUUAUCUCGAUGGGAACUGGCAAAGCAGAAUCAAUCCAUAUCUCCGAGCUCGCUGGUGCGCAAUGAGCGGAUAAAUGAGCUGACCGAAACGGUCAUCUGUCAUGCUCAGCUGGUACUGAGAGAGAUCUUUGUCCUCUGCACUUCUGAGACAGCGUUUGUCAGGCCAACGUACGAUUACCUCCUUGCCGCAUAUGCGGGCGUCACUCUAGCGGAAUACUGCGCGAGUAUACCGGAUGUGCACGCAACAUAUACCUUGAUGGAAGAUGUUCGAACGCAGGCUAAGAUUCCCAAGAGCAUUGAGGGAGUGUUUAGUUGGGCAACAAAUGUUGUGCAGAAGAAGGCAAAGGAUAUUUUGGAUUCUAAAGCGACAAUAAUUCCCGAUGACAGUUUCUAUUCCUAUCCAGGCUCGGUCACAGACUGGGCGCCAUUUCGGUUCAUUGACUCGAUGCCCGCUUCUGAUUGGGACGGUGUGAAUGGCUCUAUGCAUCAAUUCUGA
Penicillium digitatum Pd1 is the source of this 1452-nucleotide messenger RNA. RefSeq names its product Zn(II)2Cys6 transcription factor domain-containing protein. Gene Ontology annotation, cellular component: nucleus. The record is from RefSeq and is a predicted model, not a curated record. Gene Ontology annotation, molecular function: DNA-binding transcription factor activity, RNA polymerase II-specific; zinc ion binding; transcription cis-regulatory region binding. Gene Ontology annotation, biological process: regulation of DNA-templated transcription. NCBI's taxonomy places the organism in Eukaryota, Fungi, Ascomycota, Eurotiomycetes, Eurotiales, Aspergillaceae.